Molecule: messenger RNA, 12060 nt
Organism: Sapajus apella (tufted capuchin)
Lineage: Eukaryota; Metazoa; Chordata; Mammalia; Primates; Cebidae
Gene: FRMPD4
Product: FERM and PDZ domain containing 4
Exons: 17
Coding region: 4163-8119 (1318 amino acids)
Cellular component (GO): cytoskeleton
Molecular function (GO): protein binding
Source: RefSeq, a predicted model, not a curated record
AUUUCAUAAAUAAUACAAAUAAAUUAGUUUUCUCUUAUUCCUCUCUUUCCCUACCAUGCACAUCUAACCCAUCACCAUUUCCUGUUCAAAACAUAUCCUGAGCCUGGCUACUUUUCACCACUUCCUUGUCAUGUCCUCUCUGAGCUGCUGCGAGCUCUUGCCUGGAUUCUUGCAGCAGGCUCCUAAAUCAGUAAUUUCCCUGCCCUCACACUCAUUUCCCUCAAGAGUGGUCAUUCAAAACAUAAGUCAGAUUUGGCCACUUCCAUGCUAAAAAUCCUCAUAUGCCUUCCCAUCUUACUUUACCAGUCAGACAGCUGAUACUGGCGUAUUAUGCCCCAUGUGAUCUCAACCUUCUUGCCCUGCAAAUUCACUCACUCUCACUUCAUUUAAUACAUUACUCUUCAGUCACACUGGUUGCCUUCUGAUUCUUCAAACAUACAAUCAUUGUUCCCGCCUCAAGGGCUUCAUCCUUGUUUUAUCCUUGUUGUUCCUUCUGCAUGGAAUGCUGUUCCAUAGGAAUUUUGUGUGGCAGCCUCCUUCCUGUUCUUCAUAUUUCAGUUUAAAUGUCGCCUACUUAUAGAAGUCUUCCUGAACCACUGAAUAGCAAAUAGCCUCCUAGCCAUUCCCUUUCCAUCAGAAGAAUUUUAAUUCUCUGCACAUUGCUAUCUGCUAUUUUCUUGUUCAUGACAAUUUCUGAUUUUGUUGUUUAUCAUCUAUCUCCUCUUUGAAAUAUAAAUUCUAUGAGAGCAGAGACUUGCCUUGUUGCCGAGUCUAUUUCCCAGUGCCUGGUACAUAGGAGACAGUCCAUAAAUAUUUGUUGAUUGAACGGAUACCUUGCUGUUAUUAAUUUACUUCUGUUUUCAGGACUGAGACCAGAUGGUCGAGAUGCUAUAGUCCAGCUGAGAAAUGCUUGGGGCUCUCUCUACUGUGAUUUGCAGCAAAAGAACCCUCAGCUGCCAUCCUACAUGGAACAUCUGGCCCAAUAGCAGAUUGCUAACACCAGCUUUAGAUAAGGCCUUAACAAUGAUGAAGAAAUUCCUCAUGCUUCCUCCUGAGAAUCCUCCAGGGCAUAAAAGAUACCACAGCUUAGGGCUUUAGUAACAGCCCAGGCAAGAAAGCGUUUGAUUUUGAGGCAAAAGUGCCCACCUCUGAUUAAUCAAAGCAAAUGUUGGGCCUCCAAAGUAGUCAUUUUAGAGGCUGAAACUUUUCCUACCAGUACUGCCAGGUCUGUAGACAGUUGUGGAAAUCCUUCUAGAGCUAACAUUCAUGUGCCUCAACUCAUAUGUAGCCAACUGUAAACUGGUGCCCAACUUUAAGUGCUCAUUUUGUAUAAGGUAGAGAUGUAUUAUCAUUUCCAUUUUACAGCUGAGGAAACUGAGUCUCAGAGAAGUUAUAGGACUUUCUCUGCAUCUCGUGACCCUGAAUGUUUUAUUCAUGAAUACUUUCAACAGUGUUUGAAAGUGUGUCUGGUUUUCAGAAAUGACCAAAUGUCACUUGAGCCGAAGUAAAGCAAAUUAAGUAGAUUCUCAAGGUUGGAUAAUUCAGUUUCUGAUUAGUAAAUCCCUACAAGCUCUAGAAGGAGCCUUAAAGAUUAUCCAGGUUGAUAAGAAAAGUUCAGACAACCACAUAUGUACUCAGGAUUCCACUUUUUGGCUUUUGUUUUAGGCAGAUCUAUUUCAUGCUAAAUAAAUCUAUCCUAACCUUUGCAGCAUACGCCUGUCACGGAGAGGGGACAGGGCUGAGAGACCGACUACUUCAAUCUCUGCCCCUCUGCCAAGAUGGCUUAAAGAUAAAAUCUCACUGUGUUAGCAUGUUUCAAGGGCUCUUUUGUUCUUCUAUUGUUAUAUUAAUGAGAAACAAAGGAGGACGGGUGGAAUCUCUUUGCUUUAGAAAACAAUAUCAAUCCAUUAGAAAACAUACUAAAUAAUUACUAUAUGAGAGGUGUGUAAAGACCUGUAGAAGUCAGUCAUUUCCCUUAAUAGCUAUUAUGCUGUGGAGAGAUGGCAUCUGCACCAUUCAUAACAGUAGCGCACAAAUUGGCACAGGGAGAAGGCCAACAGCAAGCUGUUCCAGGUAGACCAGAUGUCUUGAAGGGAGGCUCUCUCUCUUUCUCUCUCUCUCUCUCUCUCAGUAAACACAAUGUCUAUUUCCUGUCACUUUCACUGUUGAAUAAUUAGCUAUUUAGUAUCUGGAAUAAUUCUUGAUAAAUAGAGUUAUGCUUUUAAAAAGAGCAUCCCAACUGUUCUGUUCUCAGAAGGAAGCACUUUUUCAAAACACAUUCUCCAAAGGCAGUAUUUUAUCCCGUUUUCCCAGUCAUGAGGUGGUAUUGUGCUGCCAGAUGUUGACUCAGAGAUGAGGGAAUGGGAACGUGUUGGUGGCAAAUCUCUUUGGGGAAAGAUAGAAAAGGUGAAGGGAAAAAAUAACUAGAGAAUCUAAGAAGACCUUUGUUGCCAUCAUUAACACUCAGUCCAAAGUAGGUUGAAGGAUUCUGGGUACAUGGAUGGGUAGGGAGAGGGACAGACAUAAGCCAUGAAGUCAUACAGAGAUCAGUACACACUGGGGAUACUUGGCCAGCUUUGAUUUGGCUGUGACUCCAAUGGGCAUAUGAUUUGUUCAUUAACAAAUAUUUCUUAAGUUACUUCUACAUCUGGAAAAGUGGUCUAGGCAUUGGGGAUCCAUCAGUGAAAAACAAAAACAAAACAAAACAAAAAUCUCUGCCCUUGUGGAGCUCCAGAGGGAGAUUCAGACAAAAAAAAUCCUAAAGAUAAAAAUAAAUUAUAUAAUGUGCUAGUGGGUGAUAAGUGCUAUGGAAACAAGAAAAAAGAAUAAAACAGUUAAUAGGGACUUGGAGUCCAGGGUGUGAGAGCCUUUUGCAAUUUUAAACAGGUUUUUUAGAGGGGGCUUUUUGGAAAUGGUAUUGGUGCAUAGAUUUGACAGGGUGGAGAAGCCAGCCAUGCAGAUAUCCCAGGGAAGAGCAUUCCAAGCUGAGGGAUCAACCAUUGCAAAGAGCCUAAGGUGGGAAGAUACCUGUGGAGUUUGAAGAACAGCAAGGAGGCCAGAAUUGCUGGAGCCCAGUGAAUGUAUGUGUGUGUGGGAGGCAGGGCUCAGGAUGGGAGAUGAGGAGCAACAGAGAAAAAGGGGAGAGGGAGGUGGGCAGUAAUAGUUGAGGUAAGAGAGAUCAAAGAAUGAGGGACCUAGGGUCUUGCUGGUCCUUGCAGGAGUGCAACUUUAGCUUGACAGAGAAUGGAGAGCUUCUGCAUAGUUUAGAUCAGACAAGUAACCUUAUGUGAUCCAUAUUAAACACACACACACACACACACACACACACACACACAACCGUCUCUUUGUCUCAUAUGUUGAGAAUAGAUUAAGGCAUAAAAAUAAAAGAUUUCUCUUUUCUAAACAUAUUGCCUUACUUAUAUGACAGGGUUGCUAUGAGACUCCAAUGCAAAAAAAAAUUAUUUUAAAAAUUACAAAGCACAGUGCAGACCCAAACUAUAAUUAUUUUACAAACAAUAGAGUUCAAAAGCCAAGGUCUCUCUCGCCUCUUCUGAUCCUUGACUAGUAACUGUAUUCAUGCAAUUAAACUAGCCUGUGUAAAAGAAGCUGCAGGAAAAUUGAUAACUGUGUAUUCAAAAAAAUGUAAUUUUAUGCCUGAGUUUUAAGUCAUUUAGAUUUUGCAGAUUGCUAUUUAUUUUAUGUUCUGUUUUUGAAAGAAAUGCUUAAAAAAAACAACAACAACAUUACAAUGCGUUAGUACUAGGCUUGAAUACUGAAGACUUUAAAUUUAACAACACACCAGGAGAGGAGCAGAAGUGUGGGAACUUUAAACCUAUUUCCUUCUUAAUCCCUUCAGAGAGCUAGACUGGAGCACUGGCUGGAUCUUCCAACGUUUCUCGGGGUGCUCUCUGUUCUUUGCGGUGGCCCUGCCGCCAGGUGAACGCUGCCGGUGGGAGAGCACACACUUAUUGCGGCCAGCUGACCUUCACAGUCUGGGGGGAAAUGUUAAAGGAUUGUGGAGAAGAGGCCUUGAGACUCCAAGAGGAAGAGGAAAAGGGGGCCCAAUGAAGCCUGAGCCACCCAGGAGGUAGAACUGAGUUAAUUUAAUAGGGCUGAUUAUCCAAGGUAAUUAUGUAAAAGAGAAGGCUAGGAGGAGUUCUAGAUGGCUGCAACUUGGAGUUUACUCUGCCUAAGCCACAGGACGAAGUCUUCAGGCUGGCCGCCUCCCUCAGGACCCUGGAGCUUGAACCAGGUGCCGCCCUAUGGAUGGGAGAUGACGGCAAACCGAGAUGGGCGAGACUACUUCAUCAAUCACAUGACACAGGCAAUCCCUUUUGAUGACCCUCGGUUAGAGAGCUGCCAAAUCAUCCCUCCGGCUCCUCGGAAGGUGGAGAUGAGAAGGGACCCCGUGCUGGGGUUUGGUUUUGUGGCAGGGAGUGAAAAGCCAGUGGUCGUUCGCUCAGUAACACCAGGUGGCCCCUCGGAAGGCAAGCUGAUCCCGGGAGAUCAGAUUGUAAUGAUUAAUGAUGAACCGGUCAGCGCUGCACCCAGAGAGCGGGUCAUCGAUCUGGUCAGAAGCUGCAAAGAAUCGAUACUCCUGACUGUCAUUCAGCCUUACCCGUCUCCCAAAUCAGCAUUUAUUAGUGCUGCAAAAAAGGCAAGAUUAAAGUCCAAUCCAGUCAAAGUACGCUUCUCUGAGGAGGUCAUCAUCAACGGCCAAGUGUCGGAAACUGUUAAGGACAACUCGCUUCUUUUUAUGCCAAAUGUUUUGAAAGUCUAUCUGGAAAAUGGGCAGACCAAAUCAUUUCGCUUUGACUGCAGCACUUCCAUUAAGGAUGUCAUCUUAACCCUUCAAGAGAAGCUCUCCAUCAAAGGCAUUGAACACUUCUCUCUCAUGCUGGAGCAGAGGACAGAAGGGGCUGGAACGAAGCUACUCUUGCUUCAUGAACAGGAGACUCUAACUCAGGUGACACAGAGGCCCAGCUCCCACAAGAUGAGAUGUCUUUUUCGAAUUAGCUUCGUCCCAAAAGAUCCCAUUGACCUUUUAAGGAGAGAUCCAGUUGCUUUCGAAUAUCUCUAUGUUCAGAGUUGUAACGAUGUGGUUCAGGAGCGAUUUGGGCCGGAGCUGAAAUAUGAUAUAGCCCUGCGGCUGGCCGCGUUACAAAUGUACAUUGCAACUGUUACCACCAAGCAAACGCAGAAAAUCUCCCUCAAAUACAUCGAAAAAGAAUGGGGAUUAGAGACUUUUCUUCCCUCUGCUGUGCUGCAAAGCAUGAAAGAGAAGAACAUAAAGAAAGCACUUUCACACCUUGUCAAAGCAAAUCAAAACUUGGUACCACCGGGUAAAAAGCUCUCUGCACUACAAGCCAAGGUCCAUUAUCUCAAGUUCCUCAGUGACCUGCGAUUGUAUGGUGGCCGUGUGUUCAAGGCAACAUUAGUGCAGGCAGAAAAGCGCUCGGAAGUGACUCUCCUUGUUGGGCCCCGGUAUGGCAUAAGCCACGUCAUCAACACCAAAACUAAUCUGGUGGCCCUUUUAGCCGACUUUAGCCACGUCAACAGGAUCGAAAUGUUUUCUGAGGAGGAGAGUUUGGUGCGGGUGGAACUCCACGUGCUGGAUGUGAAGCCCAUCACGCUCCUGAUGGAAUCCUCAGAUGCCAUGAACCUGGCCUGCUUGACGGCUGGAUAUUACCGGCUGCUUGUCGAUUCCAGGAGGUCAAUAUUUAACAUGGCCAACAAGAAAAACACAGUGACCCAGGAAACAGGAACUGAAAACAAGGGGAAGCAUAACCUCCUUGGUCCAGAUUGGAACUGUAUACCCCAAAUGACAACCUUUAUUGGCGAAGGGGAACAAGAAGCCCAGAUAACAUACAUAGAUUCAAAGCAGAAGGCGGUGGAGAUCACAGACAGCACCAUGUGUCCAAAAGAGCACCGGCACUUGUACAUAGACAACGCCUAUAGUUCAGAUGGACUUAACCAGCAGCUGAGCCAGCCCGGGGAGGCCCCCUGUGAGGCGGACUAUAGAAGUCUAGCUCAGCGGUCCCUAUUGACCCUCUCAGGACCAGAAACUCUGAAGAAAGCACAGGAAUCUCCGAGAGGAGCUAAAGUGUCCUUUAUUUUUGGAGACUUCGCCUUGGAUGAUGGUAUUAGUCCCCCAACUCUUGGCUAUGAAACACUACUAGAUGAGAGUCCUGAAAUGCUGGAGAAGCAGAGAAAUCUCUACAUCGGCAGUGCCAAUGACAUGAAAGGCCUGGAUCUCACUCCAGAUGCAGAGGGCAUCCAGUUUGUGGAAAAUUCUGUGUAUGCAAACAUAGGCGAUGUGAAGAGCUUCCAGGCCACAGAGGGGAUUGAGGAGCCCCUCUUGCACGACAUCUGUUACGCAGAAAACACCGAUGAUGCAGAGGACGAGGACGAGGUGAGCUGUGAGGAGGACCUCGUGGUGGGGGAGAUGAACCAGCCGGCCAUCCUCAACCUGUCUGGGUCAAGUGAUGACAUCAUUGACCUCACAUCCCUACCCCCUCCAGAAGGUGAUGACAACGAGGAUGACUUCCUGUUGCGUUCUUUGAACAUGGCCAUUGCCGCACCCCCACCUGGCUUUAGAGACAGUUCAGAUGAAGAGGACUCCCAGACCCAGGCAGCUUCCUUCCCUGAGGACAAAGAGAAAGGCAGCAGCCUGCAAAAUGAUGAGAUCCCCGUGUCCCUCAUUGAUGCUGUGCCCACCAGCACUGAAGGCAAGUGUGAGAAGGGACUGGAUAAUGCCGUCGUCUCCACGCUGGGAGCUCUAGAGGCUCUAUCCGUGUCAGAAGAACAGCAGACCAGUGACAAUUCAGGUGUAGCCAUCUUGCGGGCUUAUAGUCCUGAGUCUUCGUCAGACUCAGGCAAUGAAACUAACUCUUCUGAAAUGACUGAGAGUUCUGAACUGGCCACAGCACAAAAACAGUCAGAAAACCUCUCCCGCAUGUUCUUGGCCACUCACGAAGGCUACCACCCUCUUGCAGAAGAACAGACCGAGUUCCCGGCCUCCAAAACCCCCGCUGGGGGCUUACCUCCAAAGUCCUCACAUGCCCUGGCUGCUAGGCCAGCAACCGACCUCCCACCCAAAGUUGUGCCUUCCAAGCAGUUACUUCACUCAGACCACAUGGAGAUGGAGCCUGAAACCAUGGAGACUAAGUCAGUCACUGACUAUUUCAGCAAACUGCACAUGGGGUCGGUGGCAUACUCCUGCACUAGCAAAAGGAAAAGCAAGCUGGCCGAUGGUGAGGGGAAGGCACCCCCUAAUGCGAACACAACAGGAAAAAAACAGGGGACCAAAACAGCAGAGAUGGAGGAGGAUGCCAGUGGUAAAUUUGGUACUGUGUCUUCACGAGACAGUCAACACCUGAGCACUUUUAACCUGGAGAGAACUGCCUUUCGCAAGGACAGCCAAAGAUGGUAUGUGACCGCUGAAGGUGGGAUGGCUGAAAAAAGUGGAUUGGAAGCAACAUCGGGGAAAACCUUUCCAAGAGCUUCUGGUCUUGGGGCAAGGGAGGCCGAAGGGAAGGAAGAAGGAGCUCCUGAUGGAGAGGCCAGUGAUGGCUCAGGACUUGGUCAAGGGGACCGCUUCUUAACUGACAUGACCUGUGCAUCUUCAGCCAAAGACUUAGAUAACCCAGAGGACGCUGACUCGUCCACCUGCGACCAUCCUUCCAAGCUUCCUGAGGCUGAUGAGAGUGUGGCCCGCCUUUGCGACUACCACUUAGCCAAGCGGAUGUCAUCGCUGCAAAGCGAGGGCCAUUUUUCUCUGCAGAGCUCCCAAGGCUCUUCAGUGGAUGCAGGCUGUGGCACGGGCAGCAGUGGCAGUGCCUGCGCCACACCCGUGGAGUCCCCGCUCUGUCCCUCCCUGGGGAAGCACUUGAUUCCUGACACUUCUGGGAAAGGUGUGAAUUACAUUCCUUCAGAGGAGCGAGCCCCUGGGCUUCCCAACCAUGGAGCCACCUUUAAGGAACUGCACCCACAGACAGAAGGGAUGUGUCCACGGAUGACAGUGCCUGCUCUGCACACAGCCAUUAACACCGAACCCCUGUUUGGCACAUUGAGAGAUGGAUGCCAUCGGCUCCCCAAGAUUAAGGAAACCACAGUGUAGCUUUGACAGAGCCUGGGAAGGAAAGACGAGGAGGCAUGCCUUCAGCUUGGUCUCAACAUCCUGAAGCUGAUCCCAUCCUGCUACCAUCAAAUAUUCACUCGGAAUCCAAGGUGCCAAUUCCAAAUCAAGACCCUAAUGAUUUCUCCCAAGCAAAUCAGGCAUACGGAGAGGCUGUGAGCUGGCGGCCACUGGAUCUGAGAGGGGGGAGCCUCAGGACACCCCCCAGCCAGAAGGCUCUAAGACAUAGCAGCAGUAUCCUCUCCGGAUCUGUCGAUUUGGAGACCUUCCGAGAAAGAACCAAGGGUGCAGUCAGCUUAAAGUGUCCAGGCAUCACAGAAGCACAGGAGGCCAGUUCUGAAAGGCGAGCAGAACUCCCCCUGGGGAGGAAGCUCACCAAAAGUUUUUCCCAAAGCUUGAUGCACUUGAGCUCUGAGGGGAGGUUUCACAAAAGGUCCCCAGUGGCUCUUAAAGACUCAAAGCUGUAUAGGACAUUACCCUUGCGGAAGCUGGACGGCAGCAAUUGGAGAUGUCGGGGACCCUUCAGCUAUUGCUUCCUGAACCGAGGGCAGGAUGAAGAUGGUGAGGAGGAGGAAGAGAGGGAAGAGGCCACCGUCCAGGUCUCUUGCCUCUAUAGACCACAGAUGACUCAAGCCAUGCCAGAAACAAGCAGCCCACGAGUGGCUGCGGGGGGGAUUCAGAAGCAAGGAGGGGAGCUAUCCAGAGGGUCAGUGCUGAAGGUCUGGGCAGAAGACCUGAGCGGCCCAGAUGACUUGGACUUCAGCAACCUGGCUUUUGAUGCCCGGAUUGCAAGAAUAAAUGCCCUAAAGGAGAGCACAUAUACAAUGCCUGAUGGGUUCCUUGCAGCCCAAAAUGAUGCCAAUGAGCUGCUCUGUCUCGUCAGGGCAACCAAGGAGAAGAGAGAGGAGUCACGCCCUGAAGCGUAUGACCUUACACUUUCUCAGUACAAGCAACUGUUAUCCAUCGAGUCCAGACAGUUGGGAAGUGCCUGUAGGAAAAUGGCGAUGGCUGAGAAAAGCCCGGAGGAGAUGCUCCUAGCUAUGACUUCCAGCUUUCAAGUGCUCUGUUGCCUAACGGAAGCUUGCAUGCGAUUAGUUAAAGUCGUGAACUCAGAAACACAGCGGCAGGAAAUUGUAGGGAAGAUCGAUGAAGUGGUCAUAAAUUACAUUUGUCUCCUGAAAGCUGCCGAAGCAGCCACUGGAAAAAACCCUGGGGACCCUAAUGUUGGACUCUCGGCGCGACAUUCAACCACCAUGGCCGCUCUCGUAAGCACACUGACACGUUCUCUCAAGAGGCUUUUAAACAAAUAAAUAUGGAAGUCACGUCAUAAUCUACCUUUGCAAAGCCAUACAUGAACUUUUAUUUACUUUGUGUGUAUGAUGAACAGAUGUCUCCUUUCUUCUCUGUAUAUUUGUUAUUUUAUAUAAAAUAGGAGAUAAAAGUCACAUUGAUGAAAUGUUGAAAUGUACUAAUCAGAUGUAUUCUGUUUAUAUUAUACAUAUAUAUACACGUAAAAGAAAUAUCCAAGAAAGUGAUGACAUUUGGCUAUUUUUCAUAUAGUUUAAAACCCCACAUACACGAUGUGAAAUUUUAAAUUCCACCAUGUCAGAGCAAAACAACGAAUCCUAUCCCCUUUCUUUCCAAGUAGAUACUUGGAGACCAUAUCAUUCCUAUUUACAAGUAAAACACAAAAAAAGAGAAAAGAAAUCACAAUGUAUAUAAAACAGUACUUAUUUAAAAUUAUGAUUUUUAAGCAUUGGAAAUAGCAAAAAGACAUUUAAAAUUCAAGAAGCUAUUAAUUACUAGAGAAUAUAUCUGUAAUAAAUUAAUUUUUUGCUCAUAGUAUUUGGUUACUGGAUGCGUUCUUCCAAGAAUCCCACAUAUUUAAUUUGAGUUUUCGCUAUUUGGGCUACAAAUGGGUGGGGCGUAUUCUACUGUGUCAGCACAAAUGCUCUUCACAGUGUUUCCAGCAUUUAAAAAACUUCCCAGGGAGAAGAACAGAGGGAAUGAUGGGCAGUUUCCUAGGUAACACCUAGAGUUAUAUAAUAUCUCAUUACAUAAAACAUAUGGAAUAAUACCAAAAUUAAUUGAUGGAGAGAUCUGCUUUGGCUAAAUGACAAAAAUCUCCAAACCAAAGACAUUAUCUUCCCCUCACCCCAGCUCAACUAUGAAACUUAAAAUUCCCUUUAGAGUGGUGGGACAUUUAGUAAAGUAUUUGCAAACUUACAAAAAGGAACAUUUAAUGAUCAUCAAAAUUAAGUACAGAUUCAGCAGUGUAGACCAGAGCAUACACCAGCACCUAUGAGUCUCAUCUAAGAUCACGGCUCUCAGCAUAGGGCUUCAUGCAUCACCACCUGUACAGGGGCUAAGGCUGCCAGUCAAAUUUGGAAUUAUAGCCUAGUACUGGGACAAAAUCUCAAAUCUUGGAUGUUCCAGAAAAUCAGGGAGAGAUGGCUACUGUAAUCAUGGGAGCCAUGAGUAAAUAAAUAGUAAAUAGUAAAUACUUAAUCUGGAUUGGCUAAUAAAAAUAUGAAAUCUGGAAAAAAGAAGUGGAAGUGGUAUAUUUGACCAGUUCAAAUGAAACCAAUGGAAUGCAAAGAAGUUUCCAGGUCUGUCAUGUCUCUAAAAGUACCCUGCAGUCAUAAAAUAAAAUCGACAUGUAUAUAUGUAUUUCCUGGGUCAUUCAGUGCUCAAGUUACAUGCACUCCUACAUAGAUAGGUGGCUCCUUAAGAUCAUGAUGGGAGUACACCAGAUGCAAAUAUUUCUACUUUUAUAGCCUACCGAGAAGGAGGCCUAACAUAGUCCACAAUUGCAAUUUCUCUCUAGUCAACCAUUCCACAGAGACUCAACAACAAAACCCACACGUGGUUAUGGGUGGCAGCAAAGGAAAGGAGUUUAGGGUGUGUUAUUAUAAAUAAUGUUUAACUAAAUAAUAAAACAUUAUUACAAUUAUAAAUAUUGGUGUUUUGAUAUUGAGAGAUAUUAGUGGUGUUUACUGUGGAAAAUCUUAGUAAAUAUCAUUCUGUGUACUAAAAUCCUAACCUAUUAAUAGGAUGUGUGCCCUAUGUCAGACAGUGUGCUAAGCAUAUUAACUAUAUUAUCUCAUUUAAUCAUCACAACAGUCUGCUGGUUUGGACACUAUCCUUUAUUCUCUCUGGAGGCAAUAUGGUUGCAUUGUUAUGGAUAUGAAGUUUGGGGUCAGAAACAUCUUGAUUUAAAUUUUGACUCUGCCAUUUUCUAGCCCUUUCAUGUUGGGAAAGCUACUUUUUCUACGUCUCAAUUUCCUCACAAUAAAAUGAAAAUCAGUUAUAAGAUCAAUUUCAUAGGGUUUUCAUGAGUUUUGAGUAAAAAUGUGUAUGUAAAGUUCUUAUCACAAUACCUGGCAGAGAGUAAGUAUUCAAUUAAUGUUAGCUAUUAUCACCAUAAUCGUUGUGUUCAAUAUAUUGCCCAAAAUAUGUGGGGGAAUGUUUGUUUUGUAUGCAUAUUGUAUCCUGACUGUGUGCAGAACACAUUAUGUGGAUUGCAUAUAUGUAAAAGAAGUGUACAAGGAAGUGACCAUCCUUGUUCAAGUCUCAUAUCUAGUUAGAACAACUUCCCAGUCCAUUACGAGUUCUUUGAGAAGCCUCAGGGAAGUAGCUCUGGGUCUUUCUAAUCAACCUCCCAUUACUGCGCCAGUAAGUUUCUGUUUCUUAUAAAUAAACUCUUUGCUAUUCAGAAAACCUCACGGGGCCCCCGCAUUCACUAAGCAUGGGGCUCCUAACUGGGGUCCAGGUCCAUAGAGUAUAGCAAGAACAUAUUAGAACAAUACCUGUGCUUAUUUUUAUCUAGCUUUUUUAUGUUUGUGUAUGUUUUAUAAUGGCAUAAUAGUACAAUGGUACAUGUACAUAAUUUUAAAUAAAUAAAUAAAUGAAUGAAUAAAUAA